ACCGUGUCUGUACUUAACACCGGGUACGUCAGUGUGACCUGCUAUAGUAUCGUCACACGAUAUAGAACCUUCAACUACAUAUACAUAGUGUUUGACGUCGUAACAUAAAAUGGUGAAAAGCAAAGUGUGGAUACUUAAAAAGAUGUUUGAGGGCAAUGCGAAAGCAUCCGACUUUGAACUUGAAGAAGAGGAUGUCUCUGAUAAUCUCAAAGAUGGAGAGUUCCUGAUAGAAGCACUUCAUUGGUCAGUUGAUCCGUAUAUGAGGUCAGUUGAUACGGGGUUGCUUGUGCCGAGAAACUGUAUGCCAGGUGAGCAGCUUUCCAAGGUUAUCGCCAGUAAGAACUCUUCCCAUCCCGUAGGUAACGUUGUUCGGGCGUUCGUGGGAUGGCGCAGCCACACACUUAUUACAAAUGUGCAGCUUCAAGGAAUCGGACAGAUGCCGGAAAUGGGUGAUCUCCCUUUGUCAUUGGCUCUAGGGAUCUUGGGAAUGACUGGAAUGACAGCUUACUUUGGUUUACUGGAGAUUUGCCAGCCAAAGGAAAGUGAAACGGUACUGGUCAACGGUGCUGCCGGGGCAACAGGCUAUAUUGUCGGACAAAUCGCCAAAAUAAAGGGAUGCAAGGUGGUUGGGUGUGCCGGAACAGAUGCCAAAUGUAAAUGGCUGAAGGAGUUAGGUUUUGACGAGGUAUUCAACUAUAAGAAGGUGGAUCUAUCCGAGGCGUUGAAAGCGGCUGCCCCGGACGGUUUUGAUUGUUUCUUUGAUAAUAUUGGAGGUGAGUUUACUGCUACAGCACUCAAACACAUGAAGCAGUACGGACGGGUGGCCCUGUGUGGACAUAUAUCCACGUACAGCGACCAGGAACCACCUAAAGGUGAAUAUCCCUUCUACAAUAUGCUAAGCAAACAGCUGAAGAUUCAGGCGUUUAAUGUGAUGCAAUUCAUGUCAAGAUGGGCGGAGGGGGAGAAAGUAAUGGCAGAGUGGAUAAAAGAGGGAAAAAUCAAGUACAGAGAAUCAAUUACUAAGGGAUUCCAAAACAUGCCGAGUGCCUUCAUUGGACUGUUUGAUGGUGCUAACACGGGAAAGGCGAUAGUCUCAGCAUAGUUAAAAUACGACUCAAGAGCGCGGAGCUACUCUUCCCUCAUUCAAACUGAAAUGUCUGCUCAUAUCAUCAGAAUCCAUUGAUAUUUUGUCAGCCUAUAGUUCACCACUACGGUACAACAGAACAGAAGUAACUUGAUCGAUUAUAUAUUAUCAUGUACAGAAUCGUACAUGAUUAAGUGUUUCAUAUGAAAUUUUUUAAAUAAACUGAAAAAAAAAAUGUUAAGAGUUCAAAAAAUAAAACAAAGUACAUGAUAUAUCAUAAAAUAAUCCACGUGUUCAAUCUUACCAAGCUCUGAUAAGAGAUUUUUUUUUGAUUCAAAAUACCUGGCUCUGAUACAGAUGAUACAGAAUGUGGAACCAAAAAUUGCAAAACAAAAGCAGUAUCCACAUUACUAACAAACUUUACAAUAAUUCAUCAAAAAAU
Pecten maximus is the source of this 1526-nucleotide messenger RNA. RefSeq names its product prostaglandin reductase 1-like. Lineage: Eukaryota; Metazoa; Mollusca; Bivalvia; Pectinida; Pectinidae. Gene Ontology annotation, cellular component: cytoplasm. The record is from RefSeq and is a predicted model, not a curated record. Gene Ontology annotation, molecular function: 2-alkenal reductase [NAD(P)H] activity; 15-oxoprostaglandin 13-reductase [NAD(P)+] activity. The coding region runs from base 110 to 1102 and encodes 330 amino acids. The transcript has 9 exons. Gene Ontology annotation, biological process: prostaglandin metabolic process.